AUGUCUUUGAAUUUGACAGGUACCGCUACCGGCGUUGGCACCGGUGGUGACACACUCACAACAGAUUUGAACACCCAAUUCGACGCUGCCGAUAUGGUCUGGGUUGGUACCUCUGCCGCCUUGGUUUGGAUUAUGAUUCCAGGUAUAGGUUUGCUGUACUCGGGUCUCUCUCGUAAGAAACACGCCCUUUCGUUGUUGUGGGCCUCCAUCAUGGCAGUAGGUGUGGUUUCAUUCCAGUGGUUUUGGUGGGGCUACUCGUUGGUAUUUUCCCACAACACGAAGGGUAACGGUUUCAUUGGUACUCUACAAUUCUUCGGCUUCAAAGAUGUGCUGGGAGCUCCAAGUUCAGUAACGUCAGUGCCUGAUAUUCUAUUCGCCUUCUUCCAAGGUAUGUUCGCUAUCGUUACCGGUACUUUGAUGGUCGGUGGUGCUUGCGAACGUGCUCGUUUGUUGCCAAUGAUGAUUUUCUUGUUCUUGUGGAUCACUAUUGUCUAUUGUCCAAUUGCCUGCUGGACUUGGAAUGCAGAAGGGUGGUUGGCUCUGUUGGGCGCCCUCGAUUACGCCGGAGGUGGUCCAGUUCACAUUUGUUCUGGCCACGGUGCCCUUAUCUACGCUCUUGUCCUAGGUAAGAGAAACGACCCUGUUGCUAAGGCCGGCAUGCCUAAGUACAAACCCCACUCGGUCACAUCUGUCGUUUUAGGAACUGUGUUCUUGUGGUUUGGUUGGUUCGGCUUCAACGGUGGUUCCGCUGGUAAUGCCACCAUCAGAGCCUGGUACUCUUGUGUCAACACCAACUUGGCCGCUUCUUGUGCCGCCUUGACCUGGAUGUUUAUCGACUAUUUUAGAUUUGGCCGCAAGUGGACCACUGUGGGUCUAUGCUCUGGUGCCAUUUCCGGUUUGGUUGGUAUCACCCCUGCUGCUGGGUUCGUACCAAUCUGGGCCUCCGUCAUCAUCGGGAUCGUCACUGCUAUUGCCUGUAACUUCGCCGUUGACUUGAAGACUUUGUUGCGCAUUGAUGACGGUUUGGAUGUCUAUGCUUUGCACGGUGUUGGUGGUGCUGUCGGUUCUAUCAUGACCGGUAUUUUCGCUGCCGACUAUGUUAACGCUUCAGCUGGUGCCGAAGCCCUAGCCAUCUCAGGGGGCUGGAUUAACCAUAACUACAAGCAAGUUGGUUACCAACUGGCUGCUAUCUGUUCGGUCGUUGCCUGGACCUGCGUCGUCACCGCCGCUUUGUUAAUGAUCAUGGACAGAAUUCCAUUCCUAAGAUUGAGAUUGAGAGCUGAAGAAGAAGAAAUGGGUACUGAUGGUGCUCAGAUUGGCGAGUUCACUUACGAAGACAACGAAAUGUACAUUCCUGAGCCCGUCAGAUCCAACACUUCCGCCAAGGUUCCUCGGCCAACCGCAAUUGACGACCAAAUCAACGAAAACUCUGAUAGCGCUCCCAGCAGUGAGCAGGCUGGGCAACCAGCCGAGAAAGUUGUGGUCUAA
Lachancea dasiensis is the source of this 1488-nucleotide messenger RNA. Lineage: Eukaryota; Fungi; Ascomycota; Saccharomycetes; Saccharomycetales; Saccharomycetaceae. The record is from the annotation of a GenBank genome assembly.